Molecule: messenger RNA, 445 nt
Organism: Anthonomus grandis grandis
Lineage: Eukaryota; Metazoa; Arthropoda; Insecta; Coleoptera; Curculionidae
Gene: Cox7c
Product: cytochrome c oxidase subunit 7C, mitochondrial-like
Exons: 3
Coding region: 115-315 (66 amino acids)
Biological process (GO): mitochondrial electron transport, cytochrome c to oxygen
Source: RefSeq, a predicted model, not a curated record
GACAAGUGACAUUUCGUCGAUGGUCACGUAAGAGAGUUUUCCACGGCCACAUCGUUUUUCUUUACCAAUUUUAUUAAAAAUUCUCGUAAAUUCAUCAAAUUUUCUUCAACGAAAAUGAUCGGGAGAAGCAGUUUGUUCGCGAAAAAUGCCAUUUCCACUUUUGUCAGGAACUCCAGCCACGGGGGUUUUCCAGGCGCGAAUUUGCCCUUUGACAUCAACAAUCGGUUUAAGCUGACCGGUUUGUUUAUUGUCUUUUUUGGGUCAGCCUUUGGUGCCCCAUUCCUCGUACUGAGGCACCAACUGACAAAGGCUUAAACCCUUUUUUUUCCUCAUUUAAAAGGUUUUUAGGUCUGUAGUUAAAGUUAUUGCUGUGCCACUCUAGCAUUGCAGUUUUUUUUUUAAUAAAAUAUGUAAACCCUGAUAAAUAAAUGAUUGAUUUAGAGUA